Molecule: messenger RNA, 1023 nt
Organism: Nezara viridula (southern green stink bug)
Lineage: Eukaryota; Metazoa; Arthropoda; Insecta; Hemiptera; Pentatomidae
Source: the annotation of a GenBank genome assembly
AAAUUUUAUUGAAUUAUUUUUUUUUAAACUACAUGUUGUACAUAUGUUUCAUUCGUUGAUAAUUAUUAAUUUUUGAAAUACUAGAAGUUUGGUAUAAUCUUUUAAAUAUGGAAAAAGCUGAGUUGGGAGUGGUAACUAGUUCCGAAGUGGUCGUUUUGAACAGAGGUAACAGUACAACAUGCACUGUGAACCUUCACGGCGCUACCAUCGUAUCUUGGAAAGUGUUCAACAUAGAACAACUCUUUGUCAGUACGGAGUCCCGCUUCGACAACUUGUUCCCGAUAAGGGGAGGCAUUUCGAUCAUCUAUACACAAUUCGGUUUCGACAACAUCUUCAUGCCCAACAACGGCUUCGCGAGGACAUCCCAUUGGUCAGUCGAGGAGCAUCCUACUGUGAUAAGAGACGGAGACGUGAAGGCAGUGUUUGUUCUCAAAUCCGAUCUCGUAAUGAGAGAAAAUUAUUGGCCUUUCGAUUUCGUCCUCAAGUUCAUCGUCGUCCUUCAAGAACAAUCGUUGAAUUUGAAAUUGAGUAUAUACAAUGGCGAGAGAGACAUGCCUGUGAAGUGCAACAUUGCGUUCAUGAACUACUUGAGACUGACUAGAUCAGAAAAUUGCGCCAUCUCUGGUUUAAAGGACUUCAACUGCCUCGAUAGGAUAUCUAAAAAAAUUGUUUGCGAAACGCGGGAUAGUUUUAACGUUGACCAUUGGAUCGACAAUGUUUAUCACAUGGCGGGGAGGGAUAUCCAUCUUUCGAACUCAGUUCUACCAUUUUCGAUGAAGAUCAGCAGGUGGAAUCUCCCGGAUGUCGGGUUUUGGAACCCGUGGACUGACGCUGUUCACCUCGCCACUUGCCUCUGUGAAGAGGAAGUCAAACAGAUGAUCGUGGUCGUAAACGGAAGCAUACUUUCACCCUGCGUGGUGCCACCCCUGUCUUGGUACAGCGUCAAUCAAUUAAUGGAAGCCAUAUAUGAUCGUGAAAUAUAUUCGGAUCGUUCAGCAUCAUUGAGCAUACUGUAGGGGAUUA